Molecule: messenger RNA, 663 nt
Organism: Adineta steineri
Lineage: Eukaryota; Metazoa; Rotifera; Eurotatoria; Adinetida; Adinetidae
Source: the annotation of a GenBank genome assembly
AUGAAAUUUCAACGUCGUAUUCUUCCUCCACAUUCUUCAACAUAUCUUGAAAUGGAAGAAUAUACUACUCCAUCAAUCUCACAACAAUCAAUUUCAAUUACUGGUUCAGCAAGUGAUUUAAGUGAAAUCGAAAGUGUUUGUAGUUUAUCAGCAAAUCUUCGACAAAAAUCUGAUUCCUUAACAAAUCUUUUUAAUAUGUCAGAAGAUAAUACAUCGUUAUCAAAUUUAAGUAUUGCAUCCUAUUCAUUAUCUCAACAUUCAUAUGAUAAUAGUUCACCAACAAUAUUUUCAUCUAUAUCAUCACAACCCACAUUUGUAAGUAAUGGUUCAGAGAAAACUACACGUUUACGUCGAAGUGUUGGUUCAUCAACAACAAGUAGUCAAAAGAAUUUUUCAAUUAAAACUGCUGAAACAGUUUUAAAUACAAUUGGUAUGCAUACAUCAUCUUCUGAUACAUGUGGUUUAAUUGCACAUGAUGGCAAUAAUAUUGAAAAUAUACAUGAUAAUCAAAAUCAAUAUGAUGAUGAACAAAAUAUUUGUUCAAGUUCAGAUGAAAAUGACAAUGAUAUAAUAACAUCACAAACAAAUCGUGGUUUAAGAAAAACUGUUUUAAAUAAUGUUGAUCGUUUAUUAAAUUCAGCCAAUAAACAAAUCAAAUUAUAA